Molecule: messenger RNA, 872 nt
Organism: Melampsora larici-populina 98AG31
Lineage: Eukaryota; Fungi; Basidiomycota; Pucciniomycetes; Pucciniales; Melampsoraceae
Exons: 1
Coding region: 20-487 (155 amino acids)
Source: RefSeq, a predicted model, not a curated record
ACUCAGAUUUGCCUACAAUAUGGAUUUCGAAUCAGAAGAGGAUUGUCUGGCUUUCAAACCUGAGGAUAAUCAAUUUUUACUUCCGGCUUUGACACAUUUGACAAUCUGGCCAAGUGCUGGUUGUCAGUAUAUUCACUGUUUUUCGGGUUGCAAAGCUCUUCGUCACAUCAUGUUCAAUUACUUUAUCGGAUAUGAUUCAGCUCCAGACAAAAAGUCAAAUUACAUGUUAGAGGAGGGAUCAUUCGAAGGACUGUUACAAUUUUCAAACUUCAUCACCCGAAAUCACUUCCCCAAAUUAAAAGUGAUACAUUUACCAGUAGAAGAAGAAAGCCUUCCACUUGAUGCAGCUGUGGUUUCUAUAUUGAUUCCGUUGGACGAAUACUGCAAGUCGAUUGGUAUACAGUUGAAGAUUUUUUUUGAUCGCGUGAGCCAUUCGACUUUCUCCAGUCGAGAUUAUCAACCAGUUCCUUUACAAAAAUUGAAUUGAAGAAGGUGUUACUCGUUGGCGAGUAAAUAUGUCGUAGCCUUUGCGAUACUUUUCCCCGAACUUGCUUGAAAGUGUUGAACAUGGCCUCAACCCCAUUUUUGUCUCCAACUCUUAUGAUUGGGUAAUACUUGGUUGUUUGCUUAUCACCAUAUCCAUAUUGUACUCAGCCUUGCGCUCAACUAAUAUCAUUCAGAUGAUACUGAGCUGCAGCAUCCCAUGUAUUCGUCUCUUAGCAAUUGCGCCUUGUAACAUAUCUGCCUCAACCUCUUCAACUUGAGCAAUGAGCCAGAAUAGUUUUUUUUACAUAGUGGUCUCUUAUUAUGCGUCAUCCAUUAGACAAUAAUCAUUCUUGUAACUGCAUAACAUAGGUUUGGAGAGCAAGCGC